Molecule: messenger RNA, 816 nt
Organism: Sesamum indicum (sesame)
Lineage: Eukaryota; Viridiplantae; Streptophyta; Magnoliopsida; Lamiales; Pedaliaceae
Source: RefSeq, a predicted model, not a curated record
AUGAUCAUUACACAAAGUAAGUAUGUCAAAGAUAUCCUGACUGAUACAGGUAUCACACAAUCCAAAGCCACCAACACACCACUCCCUGUUGGACUGAAAUUGAGAGCAGGAUCUGGAGAACAACUCCAGAAACUAGAACCCUACAGAAGAUUGUUGGGUAGAUUUCUAUAUCUGGGCUUUACAAGACCAGAUAUAUGUCAUGCUACUCAACAGUUAAGUCAAUAUAUGCAGCAGCCUAGCAAGGAUCAUUGGGAUGUAGCACUGCAUUUAGUGAGAUAUUUGAAAGUGACAGCCAAUGGAGGUUUACAUUUCAACUCUACAGACUGUUUUAACUUGGAGGCCUUAUGUGAUGCAGAUUGGGCCACUUGCAAAGAGACUAGAAGAUCACUAACAGGGUACUACAUAUUCUUGGGAAAAAGUUUGGUGUCUUGGAAGAUCAAGAAGCAAACGACAGUAUUAAAAUCCUCAGCAGAAGCUGAGUAUAGGAGCAUGGGAUCAACUACUUGUGAAUUGCUAUGGAUUCACAGCCUUCUUAAGGACUUGGAGAUCAAUGUGCCUACACCUAUUCCCUUUUAUUGUGAUAAUCAAGCUACUCUCUAUAUAACUGCAAAUCCAGUCUUCCAUGAGAGAACAAAACAUAUAGAAAUCGAUUGCCAUUUGGUACGUGACAAAUACAAGGAAGGAUUCAUUGACCCCAAGCACAUUGCCUCUAAAGAUCAACUAGUAAACAUUUUCACUAAGAUACUGCCAGGUCCAAAAUUCAUGUUCUUAGUUUCCAAGCUGAACCUCGUUAAUAUUCGUAGAAGUUCAGCUUGA